This is a messenger RNA of Lucilia sericata (common green bottle fly), 987 nucleotides long. RefSeq lists its product as uncharacterized. Bases 240 to 866 code for a protein of 208 amino acids. Lineage: Eukaryota; Metazoa; Arthropoda; Insecta; Diptera; Calliphoridae. The record is from RefSeq and is a predicted model, not a curated record. The transcript has 2 exons.
UUAACACAAAACAUAAUAACAAAAUAUUACAAAAUUACCCAAAUAUAAAAACCACAUUAAAAUAUAUACAUACCUACACACAAAGUACUCACAGCGACUGUCGACAAUUACAACAACAACACUAUCCAUAUUAUCAACACUCAUCAUAGCGGGAAGACGACAAAAAGAGGAAUCGACAACACAAGCAAUUUUUUUAUUUUUAUAUUGUGGUUUGUACCCUACCCUCAGGAAAAAAGAAUAUGGCACCCAACAACAACAAUCGCAAAGGACGUACCAACCGUCCCAGCCGCAAUGGAUCUCGGUCCAAACCCAAUCGCAAAAACGAUAAGCGUCAACCAAAACGCCAUUUUGUUUGGCGAGGAACCAUCUCAUUGGCGGUUGCACCAAUUACAACAUCCAUUACGAAAACCUUCGUACCGGCUGUAGUUGUCCAGAUGAUCAUGGAAAGCGGAAACCGGAUAGCAAGGGCCAUAUUAAACCCCAGCCUAACAAAGUCCCGAAUUGCAACCGUGUUAGUACGAGACACCAGUUUGAAACCCUUCACAAUCGACAACGAGGUUUUCGUCAAAGUGUUAAUUGGACCAAAUCUAACAUCAAACGUUAGAUACGAGGUUUGUAUGGAAGUUGUUAAAGAUCUUCCAAAAACCCUUUACCCAAACCCAAUGGACGAAGCCAUUAAAAACAAAGUUUGUCGUAUCUCACUUGCUGACCCCGAAUUUUAUUCGAACAAACCUGUCUCUAUGGAGAUUGGAGGAGAUUUAUACACCAGCAUUCUUCAGCCCAAUGUAAUCCACAUCGACGGGGGCUCACUUAUAGCUCAGGAUUCUACUCUUGGCUGGUUGGUCAUGGGAUCCUCUACCCAAUAAACCCGCACACAAUGAAGUAUUUUACAUGCAUAAUUUACCCUAUUACCCUACACAAUUUUUAUUGAAUAAAUAAAAAUAAUUGUCCUUUUCUCUUCACAGUUUGCCAGGCCCGGGAGGAUGU